Molecule: messenger RNA, 492 nt
Organism: Oldenlandia corymbosa var. corymbosa
Lineage: Eukaryota; Viridiplantae; Streptophyta; Magnoliopsida; Gentianales; Rubiaceae
Source: the annotation of a GenBank genome assembly
AUGGACCACCCAAGCGUAUGGGCAACGCCCUUUCCCCUCCAUUAUCAUCCUCCCCGAUAUCGUUGUUCCCGUGUUUCUCUGCCCGGUGUCGAUAAUGUUCCACAGCUCAUGAGAUACCCGAUCCCGAAACCCAUCACCCGAUUCGCGCCUUCCGUCAAUCCUUUCAGAUCCGAUCAAUCGAGAACCUUCCGAGCCGCCUUCAGCAGCACCGGCAACGUUUCUUGCGCCGUCGAGAUUAGCAUGGCCGGCGACGCUGAGAAGAAGGAUGAAAAACCUCAUCCGGUGGUUAAUGGUGGCGGCCAAUCAUCUUCGGUCUUGAUUGAUAAAAAAGAAGAAGGGGAUAAGGAGUCAGAAAAGUCAACUCCGAAGAAUAUUCCUCCGCCGCCGGAGAAGCCGUUGCCGGAUGAUUGUUGCGGCAGCGGGUGCGUGCGAUGCGUGUGGGACGUCUAUUACGAUGAGCUGGAGGAAUAUAAUAAGCUAUACAAAAAGUAG